AUGGCCGACUACGAGUAUACUGGCGGCAGCACAGAAGCCAACCACCUCUGUGUGCUCGUCCAUGGGCUCUGGGGCAAUCCCGGCCACAUGGCCUCAAUUGCAGAGGCCCUGCGGGCCAAAUACCCGGAGGACCAGCUGAACCUGCUGGUAGCCAAGAGCAACCGGGGAACAUUUACGUACGACGGCAUCGAGACCGGUGGCGAGCGUGUGUGCACAGAGAUCGAGGAGGUGCUAGCCAACGUCGAGGCACGCGGCGGCCACAUUACGCGGCUCAGCGUGAUCGGCUACUCGCUCGGCGGGCUGGUGGCACGUUAUGCCGUCGGCCUGCUGCAUGCCAAGGGUGUCCUCGACACGCUGGAGUGCAUGAACUUUACUGCCUUUGCCAGUCCUUUUCUGGGCGCCCGUGCUCCUCGGCUGGGCGUGGCCAACAAGGUGUGGAACACGCUGGGCGCACGCAUCCUGAGCAUGUCCGGUCGCCAGCUCUUUGGCAUCGAUGCGUUCCGCGAUACCGGCCGGCCGCUGCUGGCUGUCCUGGCUGACCCCAACUCCAUCUUCAUGGCCGGCCUAGCCCGGUUUCGUCGCCGCACGCUGUACGCCAACAUCAUCAACGACCGCAGCGCGGUCUACUACACGACGGCGAUCGCCAAGACGGACCCCUACGCAGCCGUGCGGGCUGACGGCGGCGAGCUGGACGAUCUGUCUCUCCAGUUCGUGCCGGGCUACGAGAGGGUCAUCCUCGACCGCGACGAGCCCAUCGACUGGACCAAGCACCACGCCAUGUCGGCCCAGCUGCAGCUGCUGCACCGCAAGUCCAAGGCCCGCUGGCUGCUCGAGACCGUCGUGGCCAGCCCGUGGUCCAAAGAGGCGCGAGCAGCGCUGCUAGACGUGGCGCCCGUGUUCGCCCUCGUCCUGCUGCUGCCCAUCGGCCUGACCGCCUUUCUGGUGCACUCGGCCUACGAGACGGUGCGCAGCCGGAAACGACGCGAGCGACACGAGAACGGCCUGGCCGGCAUCGACGUGGUCCAGUACCGCGUCCCGCUGUGGAUGAAGAGCCUGCAGGAGUCAGCCGAAGGCGCGUACGAGAACCAAGGCAUGUCGGCUGUCGAGCAGCAGCAGCACAGCUCCGAGGUGGACCACUCAGAUCCGACGGCUUCGAAACACGAGCAGACCCUCGCCCUCUCGCCCGAUCAGUUCGCUAUGAUCGACGCUCUGAAUGCCCUCGGCUGGCGAAAGUACCCCAUCUGGAUUCACAAGAUGCGCCACAGCCAUGCCGCCAUCAUUCGGCGCCGUCCUGAACCCAUGUACGACGAGGGCAACAUCGUCCUCAAACACUAUCUUGAAGAAGAGUUUCUCAUCUAG
Molecule: messenger RNA, 1359 nt
Organism: Grosmannia clavigera kw1407
Lineage: Eukaryota; Fungi; Ascomycota; Sordariomycetes; Ophiostomatales; Ophiostomataceae
Product: duf676 domain containing protein, hydrolase-like protein
Exons: 4
Coding region: 1-1359 (452 amino acids)
Molecular function (GO): monoacylglycerol lipase activity
Source: RefSeq, a predicted model, not a curated record